This is a messenger RNA of Meira miltonrushii, 1006 nucleotides long. RefSeq names its product class I glutamine amidotransferase-like protein. Bases 17 to 952 code for a protein of 311 amino acids. The transcript has a single exon. Gene Ontology annotation, cellular component: cytosol; nucleus. NCBI's taxonomy places the organism in Eukaryota, Fungi, Basidiomycota, Exobasidiomycetes, Exobasidiales, Brachybasidiaceae. The record is from RefSeq and is a predicted model, not a curated record.
ACUCAAUCGAUCAAACAUGUCACGACAAACGAGAACAUUGACAAUUGCUAUCUUGAUAGCAGAUACUCCGCCAGAGCCUGUUGUGGCUUUGCGAGGGGAUUACAAUCGAAUUUAUCCUGAAUGGUUACAAAAAGCACUCAAAUCAAUUCCACGACAUGAUUGGCAAGAUGGCUAUGAACUCAAUCUAUUGAAAUAUGACGUCGUCAAAGAACAAAAAUAUCCAACAGACGCAAUGCUUGCAGAUGGUUUGAUUGAUGCAAUCAUGGUGACCGGAAGCGCAUCUUCAGCUUAUUUGGACAUUCCUUGGGCAAACAAAUUGGCAGAAUUUAUCAAACACGUUCAUGACUCUCAUCCCUUGGUUCGUAUUUGUGGAAUAUGCUACGGACAUCAGAUUGUUGCAAGAGCCUUAGGUGGAGAAGUGAAACUCAAUGAAACAGGUUGGGAAUUGGGUGUAUACGAAUGCGAGCUCACAGAAGAAGGAAGGGAAAUCUUAUGCUAUCCAGAAGAGGAGAAUUACAUGAGAAUUCAAGAAGUACACAGAGACAUCGUUACAGAACUACCGCCCGAUUGUAUCAACCUUGCAUCAACGCAAAUCUGCCAGAAUCAAGGUUUUGUCAAGAAAUUCAUCACGCCCGCACCACCUUUGCCUUCUGUUGCCGGAACUUCUGCUUAUAUGGCAUUUGACGUAUCGGACUUCCAGACUGACUCUUCUGGACCAUCGCCAGUACGAUCAGCCCAUGUUCUUACUUUACAAGGACAUCCUGAAUUCGAUGAAGAAAUCGUAAAGGCACUUAUCGAAUCACGUUCAGAGAUGGGUAUCGUUUCAGGUACACUCAAAGAAGAAGGUUUGAAGAGGUACAACAAACCACAUGACGGCAUUCACUUGGGCGCAGUAUUUCUCAUCAUGCUGGGAUUGGAACCAAGAAGGACUGAAGUAGAUGUGGUUGGAUAGAUGAAAGUCCACUGUACAAUAGGAGAAGCUUAAUAGAAUAUAGAUGAUAACCAA